This is a messenger RNA of Linderina pennispora, 1183 nucleotides long. RefSeq names its product alpha subunit of the translation initiation factor eif2b. The record is from RefSeq and is a predicted model, not a curated record. Gene Ontology annotation, cellular component: eukaryotic translation initiation factor 2B complex. The coding region runs from base 222 to 1160 and encodes 312 amino acids. Lineage: Eukaryota; Fungi; Kickxellomycota; Kickxellomycetes; Kickxellales; Kickxellaceae. Gene Ontology annotation, molecular function: translation initiation factor activity; guanyl-nucleotide exchange factor activity. The transcript has a single exon. Gene Ontology annotation, biological process: translational initiation.
AGCAGCUUUCACCAGCUGGUAUAGGCUCAGAAAGCGUCGGUAGUUGUGGUAUAUGCUGCAAUAAUGCCAGCAGCCAUAAACGGCGAUCAGCCCUGGUAAUUGGCGAGUGGUGGCUCGUAAAAAUUGAGUGGUGAAAAUUUUACGGUUGAGCCUCUCUUUUCCUGUUCAACACUAUUUUUCCUUUCAAUUUGAAUUGACGCACAAAUUUCAGUUGUUUUGCAAUGACAGCACAGGGAGGCGCGUUUGAUGUGGUAGAGUACUACCAUGACCUGGUGGCCAAGGACCCGAGCAUCUCGAUGCCCGUAGCCGCCGUCAGCAGUCUUGUCAAAGUUGUUGAGCAACAGCGCGCAACAACAAUGUCCGAGUUCAUGAAGAUCGUGCGUGCAGCCAGCGAGGUGCUGAAGGAGGCCACACACCGGUCUAUCUCGGUGUCUGCUGGCUGCGACGUGUUUCUGCAGCAAAUGGCGCGUCUCUCGCACGCGCAGGGCGUCGAAGAGUGCCGCGAUGCGCUGAUCAGCGCCGGCAACAACUUUGUGAUGACGGCCGGGCAGUGCCGCGACCAGGUGGCGGAGAUCGGCAGCCCGUUUGUGCGCGACGACCAGACGAUCCUGAUCCACUCGUACUCACGCGUCAUCAUGGGGCUCUUGCACCGGGCGGUGAAGCAGAACAAGCGGUUCCGCGUGUACGUUACCGAGUCACGGCCUGAUAAGAGCGGGCUGCGGGCGGCCGAUGAGCUGCUGAAGCUGGGUGUGCCGUGUGAGGUUGUGCUGGAUGCCGCUGUCGGGUAUAUCAUGGAGAAGGUGGACUUGGUGCUGGUCGGUGCUGAGGGUGUGGUGGAGAGCGGUGGUUUGAUCAACAAGGUUGGCACAUACCAGCUGGCCAUCAUUGCCAAGGCAGCCAAGAAGCCGUUUUAUGCGCUGGCCGAGAGUUACAAGUUUGUGCGUCUGUAUCCACUCAGCCAGUACGAUCUGCCGACGUACCGCAGCGACCUACUGGCCUUCAAGGAUAGCGGCAAUGUCGACUGGCAGACGGAGUUGCAGGAGAACAACCCGACGCUGGAUUACACGCCGCCAGAGUACAUCACGCUGCUGUUCACCGAUCUGGGCGUCAUGACGCCGUCAGGAGUCAGCGACGAGCUUAUCAAAUUCUAUUUGGAUUAGAGUGUACCGUACUACAAAAAUUU